AUGUCGUCUUCUGGCCCAGCCCUCAGCCAGGGCUUUGGCUAUGGCAUCGUCUUGGGCGUCGGCUUCGCCUUCGCCCUCUUCAUGAUCGCCCUCACCCACGUCCUCAAACAUUUCAACAACCAGGUGCAAACCUCGGAAAUGUUCAACACGGCCGGCCGGACCAUGAAGUCGGGCAUCGUGGCCGCCGCCGUCGUCUCCUCGUGGACCUGGGCUGCCACUCUCCUCCAGUCGUCCGGCGUGUGCUACCGAUACGGCGUCUCUGGUCCGUUUUGGUACGCCUCCGGGGCCACCGUGCAAAUACUCCUCUUUGCCACCUUGGCCAUCACGCUCAAGAAGAGAGCCCCCAACGCGCACACCUUCCUCGAGGCCAUCAAGGCCCGGUACGGCGCGCCUGCCCACCUCACCUUCAUGACCUUUGGCUUGAUCACAAACGUCCUCGUCUCGCUCAUGCUCAUUGCUGGCGGCUCGGCGACGGUCAAUGCCCUGACCGGAGUCCAUGCCGUGGCUGCCAUCUUCCUCAUGCCCAUCCCCGUCGUGGCCUACACGUUUAUCGGGGGACUCAAGGCAGCCUUCAUCACCGACUACAUCCACGGCUUUGCGCUCUUCGUCAUCAUCAUCACCUUUGCGCUGACGGCGUACGGCACGUCGGACCUGCUCGGCAGCCCGUCCAAGGUGUACGACUUGCUGGUGGAGGGGGCCAAGGCGCAUCCCGUGGACGGCAACAAGGACGGGAGCUACCUGACGAUGCGCUCCCAGGGCGGCGCCACCUUCUUCGUCAUCAACAUUGUCGGCAACUUUGGCACCGUCUUCCUCGACAACGGCUACUACAACAAGGCCAUUGCGGCGCACCCUGUCCAUGCCUUGCCGGGAUACAUCAUGGGCGGUCUCGCCUGGUUCGCCAUCCCCUGGCUGACGGCCACGACCCUCGGCUUGUCCGCCCUGGCCCUCGAGUCGAACCCUAGGUUCCCCACGUAUCCUCACCGCAUGAGCCAAGACGAGGUGUCGGCCGGCUUGGCUCUCCCCUACGCCGCCGUGGCCUUGCUCGGCAAGGGCGGCGCCGUCGCAACGCUCAUCAUGGUCUUCCUCGCCGUCACAUCCGCCUUCAACUCGGAACUGGUGGCUACCUCGUCCAUCUUCACGUACGACAUCUACCGAACCUACGUGAACCCCAAGGCCACCGGGAAGCGCCUCGUCCGCAUGUCGCACGUCUGCAUGGUUGCCUACUCCUCCGUCAUCUGCUGCAUCUCCAUCGGCCUGUGGUACAACGGCAUCUCCAUGGGCUACCUGUAUCUCCUCAUGGGCGUCCUCAUCUCCGCGGCCGUGAUUCCGGCGACGCUGACGCUCCUCUGGGACGGACAAAACCGCUGGGCCGCCGCCGUCUCGCCCAUUGUCGGCACGGCCUGCGCCAUUGCCGCCUGGCUGGCCACCGCUAGCAGGACGUGCGGUGCGCUGGACGUCGCGUGCACGGGCUCCAACGACGCCAUGCUCGCGGGCAACGUGACGGCGCUGCUGUCUCCGGUGGUCCUGGUUCCCGCCUUGACUCUGGCCUUUGGCCAGGACAAGUAUGACUGGAGGUCCAUGAUGGAGAUUCGCAAAGCCGACGACCACGACGUGGUUGAAGAUUCGGGCCUCGACGCCGAAGCCCAGCGGCAAGUGGAAAUCUCGACGAGUCGGGAGAGUUUCGAAAAGGAGCAGCACAAGCUUAACAAGGCAUUCAAGAUUGCCUGCAUCAUUACGACACUCAUGGCUCUUAUCUUCUUGGUCCUCUGGCCCAUGCCCUUGUACGGAUCAGGCUACAUCUUUUCCAAGACAUUCUUCACGGGCUGGGUAGUCGUCGGCAUCAUCUGGAUCUUUUGCUCCUUCAUCGCCGUUGGGUUGUACCCGGCGUGGGAGAGUCGACAGACGUUGACCAAGGUCAUCAAGCUGAUUGUCACGGGGAAGAAGCUAAAGCCUGUAUUCGUGGGUGAGCAGCCCACGCCGGAGGAUCCAAGUGGCACCGCCACGCCAAUCAAGUCGGAGUCUGUUUCAAAAGCUGUCACGGUGGGAAGCUGA
Messenger RNA from Ustilaginoidea virens, 2052 nucleotides. RefSeq lists its product as uncharacterized. Gene Ontology annotation, biological process: putrescine transport; spermidine transport; urea transmembrane transport. Bases 1 to 2052 code for a protein of 683 amino acids. Gene Ontology annotation, molecular function: putrescine transmembrane transporter activity; spermidine transmembrane transporter activity; urea transmembrane transporter activity. The record is from RefSeq and is a predicted model, not a curated record. Gene Ontology annotation, cellular component: plasma membrane. The transcript is spliced from 2 exons. Lineage: Eukaryota; Fungi; Ascomycota; Sordariomycetes; Hypocreales; Clavicipitaceae.